Molecule: messenger RNA, 915 nt
Organism: Anthostomella pinea
Lineage: Eukaryota; Fungi; Ascomycota; Sordariomycetes; Xylariales; Xylariaceae
Source: the annotation of a GenBank genome assembly
AUGCUGUGCCACGCGGCAGCAUGGAGUACCAGCUCUAUCGCGCUCACCAUCGCGCUUCUGACGACAAUCAGCCUGGCAGGCGGGACUUGUUAUAAUCCUGACGGCAGCGCGCUGGACGACACAUACCAGCCGUGUGACAGCACCGCAGAAGAGGUCAGCAUAUGCUGUCAAACAGGCGUGGCACUGCAAGAUGGCGAGGACCACCGACACAUGAGCUGCACGGAUCCGACGUGGGAGUCACCGGCUUGUCUAAGCUUCUGUGUAGACGAAGACUAUGCCGGUCAGGAUAGAGAGAUCACUGUCUGUGACGACGGCAGUUAUUGCUGCGGGAGCAAGGACUCGGGAUGCUGCUCCGAGCGCGGAGGGGAGCUCAGAAGGAGAAACGGAGGGGCUGCUCCACCCACGAGGCAGACAACCAACCCAUCGCCGGCUUCACCCUCGGCCACACCAACCCCGACAUUCACUAUCGAAGUGAGCGACGUCACACCACCCGCCGAAACGACCAGCACCACCACCGCCCCGAGUUUCCCGACCAUCACACACCGACCAUUCAUCGGGCGUCGCGGGCUCUCGAGCCAAGCGACCGCCGUCAUAGCCGUCGGCGCUUCCUUCGGGGGAAUAGCGCUCAUUGCAGUAUCGGUCUACUUCGCAUCGAAAGUGAAGAGGAGCAAAGACGCCGGCGGCCAGGGAUCUCUGCCGAGCGGGGCACUGCCGUCGCACCAUGCGAUAACGAUGCAGGAGAGCUCACUUUAUGCGUCGACGCAGGCGAAGAUGGCGGAGGACUAUUGGAAGUCGCCCGUCUGGGGCAGGACGACGGCGUACGGGAGGUCGGAGCUGGACAGCACAACGCGGCCGCUGGAACUGCCGGGGCAUCUGCAUUCGGCUGAGUUGCCCGCGUACCAGUUUUAUAGGUAG